AUGAAGAAGCAUCAAGCGACGUUGCUGCUGCUGAGCAGUCUGCUGCUCUGCCUGAGCCUGGCGCAGGCGGCGCGACGUCCCAUCCAUGUGAACGAGUCGCCGCUGGCGCGUGCCAGCGAUGCGGCUGCCGCUCCGUUGGAGGCGCAGGAUGCACAGGAUGUGAGCAAGAAGGAUCCCUCAAGCGGUCGCCUCUUCCUCAAGAAGUUCCUCAUGUUCAAGAACAUGUUUGGCCAGAACCAGCAGCCGGUCAUACCCAUUGUCAUCACUGGCGGCGCUGGCACCAGCACAGGCCCCACCUCGCCCACCGUGUCCGUCACAUCGACCGGCACCAUACCCUCUGCCACGGGCACCAUUGGCACCUCACCCACCUCACCCACCUCACCAACCACACCCACCACGCCCACCGGACGUCAGAGCUAUGGCGCUCAACAAGCGGACGAGCAGUCCGCCCACGCUGACGACGACGAGGAGGAGGAGGAGGCCGAUGCGCAGGCCAUGCCUGGCCUCGCCAUGGCCGCCAAUGCCGAGCUGCUCGACGAGCAGGCGAUGCAGGCAGCGCUCGCCGCCGGCGCCCAGGAGUACGAGGUCUACACCGAGCAGGCGGACCAAGCAGCAGGCGGCUCCGCCACCGAGUCCAAGGCCAGCCAGAACAAUCGCAUCAAUCUGCGCCGCAAGAACGGACGUCGCGGCCAGGGCCAGAUGAUCAGCGUGCGCAUUCCUCCACGCUAUCGUCGCUACUUCAAGAACGGACAGAAGGUCAUGCUCAACACCAAGCGGGGCGUGAACAAGCGUCGCGUCGUCCGCCGACGCGUCCAGGGCAACAAGAACAAGCGUUUCAACAAUCGCCGUCGCGGUGGCAAGAACAAGAACAAGAAGAACAAGAACAAGAAGAAUAAGAACAAGCGCCCACGCAUGCCAAUUGCCUAA
Molecule: messenger RNA, 927 nt
Organism: Drosophila busckii
Lineage: Eukaryota; Metazoa; Arthropoda; Insecta; Diptera; Drosophilidae
Exons: 1
Coding region: 1-927 (308 amino acids)
Source: RefSeq, a predicted model, not a curated record